AUGGCAACACCAAAUAACAACGAGCAACAUCAUCAACCCACUGCUGCUACAGGCGGUAACACUACCACUUCAUCCAUCCUUUCAUCAGAACAACGUUCUGAAAAUGAAGACAUUACGAUGGAGGAGACCCAUCAAGAAGAAGCCCCAACCGUUCCCACUGCGCCUAUGGCUCCUGUCACCGAUAACACUCCCAUCCGGGCAUGGAUAGAAUCUACCACCCCAGAACCGGCUUCCCAAGGGCUUCCAUCCCAAGCACUGGUCAAGCGUGCAAUGGUCAGAGACUUACCCAAGUUCAAGAUCUUGAACGAUGACACAAAGGACUCAGAUGACGCAUUCGUUUCCGUAAAUCAAUAUUUCAAAGCAUUUGAAAGAACCUUCAGAAUGCAGAAUGUUGAUCUCGAGCCCAACUGGAGAGAUAACCUUGCGAAUGUCAUUGGAAUAGACCAUGCUGAUUGGUACACUGACACCAUCGAACAGAAUAUGGCAAUCUCAUAUACGCAAGCCAAGGCUAUGAUCAUGGAUCAUAUUGAAUCCCCUGCCAAAGCCAUCAACAUGUUUAACAAGUUGGUCAAUCUUCGACAAAAGACUGGGGAACCUGCUGCUGACUUCGGCAAACGUUUUAUAAGGGCUGCUCAUGCUGCUCAGUGUGCCGAUAGUAAUUUCAUGGCUCGUCUUUACAUGAACAACUUGCAACCCUACUUGAAUCUGAGUGUUCGCACAUCAUUGUCGAGCCAUCUCGGCAUCUCAUUUUUACAUCAAUUGAAGUCCUUCCGUCAAGUCGAAGCCUUGAUUAGUGGUCUAGAAGUACAUGUAUCUGAAGAUCCUUUUGUCGCAAGCAUGAGCAAAGGACCUAAAAGAAACCAUGAGCCCAAGCUUAAGGGAGGUGAACGUUCUUCUGGCAACAAAUCGAAUGAUAAAAAAUGCUACUAUUGUAAUCAACCUUGGGAAAAAGGCCAUCGUUGCUCUGAAUUCCAUGAAGCAAAGAAAGCUAAGCAAAACCAAGGCCAAUCCACUCAUCAUAAAUUGUCAAACAACAAUCAAGUAAGAACCAUCAAGAUGGAUCAACUCAUGGAAGAGUGGACUAACUUUGACAUGAAAAGCAGUAAAGAAGAGGAAGCGAUUGAUAACGCUAUUGCCGCUUCAGAAGACGAUAAUAUUCGUAAGUGUCGUAGUAUUAAACAAGAUUUCAAUAACUUGGUAACUAACAAUCCUUUCUCUUUGUAUACUCCACUAUUAAUACAAAAUACUAGAGCAAUUGGAUUAGUUGAUACAGGCAGUGAAUUAUCUGUAAUUAGUAAAAAGUUUAUUUUAUGCAAUAAAAUUUCUUUUGUAACAAAUAAUCACAAUGCUAUUCUUAAACUGGCUGGUAAAAACAACACUAUUAAUAGAGUGGGUCGCACUGAACCAAUUGAUAUAAGCUAUAAUGGCAAAGUUUCCACUCACACCUUUGAAAUCAUCGAAUUUGAUGAUAACGAUCAAACUGAUGUGAUUUUGGGUUACGAAAUCUUACCUAAACUCGGCAUAGCAUUAACGGGUGUAGCACACAACUUUGACGACGCUGUGAUUUUCGAUGACUCAAUCAAUGAUGAAAUUAUCCCUAAUAACUCGCCCGCUGGCUCCACUGAAGAUCAAAGGCACUUUAUUGAGGAAAUAAAACCAUUGCUUGAUGCAAAUCAAUCCAUUUCUAAACAUAGCUUCUGCACUGUCCCAGAAUCCGUCAUCCAUCUAAACACAGUUGAGGGAGAAUACGUAAACAUCCCACAGUAUCCCAUUCCUUAUAAAUUGAGACCUAAGAUACAAGAACAAAUCCAAACUUGGUUAGCCAACGGUACCAUUGAAAAAGCACCUGUAAACACCAAGUGGAACUCACCUUUAACACUUGCUGCCAAAAAGGAUAGCCAAGGCAAUAAGUCGGAUACCAACAAGCGUGUGUGUCUGGAUACUCGCGCCCUCAACAACAUCCUCCUGGAUGACGAUGUACAAAGCCUACCACACAUACCUGACAUAUUCCACAAAUUAGCUGGCUAUUCCGUAUUCACUACAUUUGAUGCUUUCUCGGCUUUCCAUAGAUUUGAAAUAUUUGGUCCAGACAGAGUCAAAACCUCAUGGACUUCACCGAUUGAUGGAACUCAAUACUGUUUCAAAGGUUCGCCGUACGGGAUAAAAUUCCUCAGUAAUGUUUACCAACGGGUCAUGACACGUCUAUUCAAUGACGAAUACGAAUACGUGGAUCCAGCUGAAAACAACGGUAAUACCCAACGACGUCGCAAUAUCCUCAAAAACCAUGUCGCAUUUUUCGUGGACGAUUUGGUAUGCUUCAGCUCCAAUCUACACGACCAUCUAAUCCAUGUGAAAGAGGUAAUCCGUAUCCUGAACAAGGUCAAUCUAAUCCUCAACAUCGAAAAGUGCCAUUUCGCACAAAAAAGUAUCAACUUGCUGGGAUUCUCUGUCUCUGAGCAAGGGAAAACCAUCGACACACGUAAACUAUCCAACAUUGAAUCUUGGCCACGUCCCAAGACUGGCACUGACGUUCAAAGAUUCCUGGGUCUAGUCAACUACAUGCGUGAUCACAUCCCUAAAGCUGCUGCUUUGAUGGCCCCUCUGGAUAAGAUCCGCAAUGCUAAAGUUAUCACGGAUAAAGAGUGGACCCCAAUGAUGGAAACACACUUCCAGGCUAUCAAGAAUGUGUUAGUUUCCAAUAUAGUCCUCAGCCCUCCGGAUUUAAACCAUCCUUACACGGUAUAUACCGACUCCAGUUCGUACGGCAUUGGUUGCGUACUGUGUCAAGAAUAUAAUGUAGAAGAAACAGAAGCGGUAAAGUACAAGCCUACCUCAAACGCACAUCAAUCUGCCUCUUCUUCAGUUCAUGACAACCAGUCCACACUUACCAAUCUAGGCAUCAAUACCAAGCCUCCCGUUAAAAAGAUCAUCAAAUACAUUGGAUUUAUGGCACGCUCACUCUCUUCCUCUGAACGCAAUUAUAGCACCACUAAAAGGGAAUUAUUAGCUAUCAUUUUUGCCUUGCAAAAAUUUAGAAAAUUCCUUUGGGGCAACCGUUUCAAGGUUAUGUGCGAUCAUCGUGCGCUGACAUACAUCCACACUCAAAAACAUGCCAACAGCAUGAUGUUAAACUGGUUUGAUUACCUACAGGAUUUCGCCUUUAACGUUAUUUACCUACCCGGCAUACAGAAUGUUCUUGCCGAUAGCCUCAGUCGAUUGUUUCCUCCUAUGGAUCACAAUCUGGGGGAGGAUAUGCUGGACAAGAACAAUAAAAUGUCAUACAAACGAAAAAAUAUCAAGUUCAAGAACAUCAAUGGCAAAAUUAGAGCCAUCAAAAGAGACACUAAAAACAAAUUCACUGUUAAACAUGUAGAAUAUAAACAUGGUGAUUACUUUACACCACCUGAAAAGGAACGUAAGGCUCUCCUAUUAAGAGCACAUGUAUUCGGGCAUUUCGGUGCUGAAAGUAUUAUCAAAUCUCUGCAUAACGAUGGUUUACAUUGGCCCAAUUUAGCUGUAGAUGCUGUCGAGUUAGUGAAGAGCUGUACUUCAUGUCAAAAACAUAACAUCACUAAAAGAGGAUUCCAACCUUUAAGACCAAUCUAUUCAUACAUUCCUGGCGAUCACUGGGCAAUUGACCUGGCGGAACUACCACUGUCAGCAAAUGGACAUAAAUACCUCCUCGUAAUGGUAGACAUCUGCACACGCUUCUGUAUAUUAAGAUGUAUGAAGGAUAAACGUGCAACAACGAUGGCCAAGCACCUUGUGCAAGUAUUUUCAGACUUUGGUUACCCUACAAAAAUCUCAAAUGAUAAUGGAUCCGAAAAUGCAAACAUCAUAAUGCAAACGUUAUGUGAAACCAUGAACAUCGAUCAAAGACUCAUCACUUCCUAUAAUGCAGCAAGUAAUGGCGCAGCAGAACGAUUUGUACAAAGUUCCAAGUUAGCUAUUGCUAAAGCAGUAGAAGGAGCAGGACAUGAAUGGGAUCUAUACGUACCAGGUGUACAACUCGCCCUAAACAAUAAGGUUUCCAAGAGACUAAAUACCCCUCCUUUCAAUCUCAUGUUUGCAAGACGAAUGAAUGCCUUUGUAGACUACAGAGAGUCAGACAAGCAAAUGAAAAGUGUCAUGUCGUAUGAAGAACUUAUCAAAAGAAUUGACCACAUGAGCGAAAUCGUACUGCCAGCCAUCAAGGACAAGACUGACAAAUACGUUGCCAACAUGCGGGAUAAAUUUGACAAAUACAAGAAUGUCGUAGAUGACUAUCCAUCUGGAACUCAUGUCAUGGUACGCAUUCCUACGCUUAAAGGCUCCCUAAUGCCAUCAUAUGAAGGUCCUUAUACAGUCAUUCGCAAAACCAAAGGCGGUUCCUACGUAUUACAAAAUGAAACAGGUGUGUUAAUGGAUCGAGAUUAUGCCCCAAGAGAAUUGAAAGUAGUCAACAAAGACAACAUCGACGAUGACGAUGAAGUCUUUGAAAUCGAAGACAUCUUGGAGCACAAAGGAUCUGGUAAAACCACCGAGUACAAAAUACGUUGGAAAGGCUACAGCCAUGAGCAUGAUUCUUGGGUUACCCCAGACCUAAUUACACAUGAAGCAACAAUCCAGAAAUACUGGAGAAGACGAUUAGGCAAAGAUUACAAGCCAUAUAAAAACAGCAAAUCGAUGCCCUUCACUGACACUCUCAAGAGUAAUAAGAAAGGCACAUUGCAGAACAUCAAUGAACAGCUCGUUUCCUUACAAGAUGACAUAAACAACAACUCGAAUGCUCAAACUGUUAUCAGAAGCAGAAAAAGAAAGAACAACAAUUAUAAACCCACACAACAAGUUAAUACUCAUAACGCCUUGAAUCAAUAUAAUACUACACCAAAACAAAACAAAAGAUCUUGUGCGAAUACAGAUUAA
Mucor velutinosus is the source of this 4905-nucleotide messenger RNA. RefSeq lists its product as uncharacterized. The transcript has a single exon. Lineage: Eukaryota; Fungi; Mucoromycota; Mucoromycetes; Mucorales; Mucoraceae. Gene Ontology annotation, biological process: DNA integration. Gene Ontology annotation, molecular function: nucleic acid binding. Bases 1 to 4905 code for a protein of 1634 amino acids. The record is from RefSeq and is a predicted model, not a curated record.